ACCCGGUUCCUCCGGCUCGACUGGCGACUGGGGAGGGAAGCUCCUCGGACGCUGGGCCUGUGUGCACGCCCAGCACACGUGCGUGGCUCCUUGAUUGACCACGUGGCGCUGGCUGUUGGUGACGUGGCUGUCUGAGACGCGCGGGCAGGGGUACCGCCAGCUGAGAGAGAGACGACGACAAACAUGGCGGCGCAGCCGUUCGGGAACACGAUGGAGUUGGUGGGGGAGUUGCAAUACGGAGAUAUUCUUUUCUACAUGGACGACGACGUCUCGUAUGCUGAGGAUGGUGGGCAAGAUGACGAAGACGUGGUCGGCUACAACGCUAAUAUUUGUGCAGGGUGUGUGGACUGGGAAGUAGAUAGUGAAAUAGACUGUGAAGGGGAUGUGGGGGACAGGGAUGAACAUGAGGAGGGGGCUGGAGGAUGGUGCGAGAACCUGAUGGCGCUUUCAUUUCAGGGUGGCACCGAGAUUGCCGACGCCGUCACUCAUCUGCAGCAGGGUGAUGGAGUCCAGGCGGAUGAGUGGGAGGUGGAGCAGGGGUUCUUGGCAGAGGCGGUGGUUGUGAUGGAGAAGAGGCAUGGGAUGGGCGAGAUGGGCACGAAGGGUGGGAAGGUUGAUGACAACAACAACAACAACAACAACAACAACAACAACAACAACGACGGUGAGCAGCAAAUGGCUGAAAUCGGCGCGACGGGCAAGGAGGAUGAUAACAACAACAACGAUGGGGUCGCUCAUCUGCAGCAGGGUGAUGGAGACCAGGCAGAUCAGUGGGAGGCGGAGCAGGGGUUCAUGAUAGAGGCGGCGGAUGUGGUGGAGGAGAUGCUGGGAAUGGGCAAGAUAGGCGAGAAGGGUGGGAACGUGGACAUCAACAACAAAAUUGGGCUUGAUGUCUCGUUUACUAUGGUGCUGUGCUAAGGGUUUGGGCUGUUCACUUAGGGGACAUGUAUAGAUCGAUGAAUGAAUACAGACAGAUUGG
Messenger RNA from Chara braunii, 979 nucleotides. The record is from the annotation of a GenBank genome assembly. Lineage: Eukaryota; Viridiplantae; Streptophyta; Charophyceae; Charales; Characeae.